Messenger RNA from Lethenteron reissneri (Far Eastern brook lamprey), 4394 nucleotides. RefSeq names its product beta-1,4-N-acetylgalactosaminyltransferase 3-like. The record is from RefSeq and is a predicted model, not a curated record. Gene Ontology annotation, cellular component: Golgi cisterna membrane. NCBI's taxonomy places the organism in Eukaryota, Metazoa, Chordata, Hyperoartia, Petromyzontiformes, Petromyzontidae. Gene Ontology annotation, molecular function: acetylgalactosaminyltransferase activity.
UCCAUCAUCAUCGUCAUUAUCUGCUGCGUCCCUUUAAUCAGCGUCCCGUCGUCAUCAUCAUCAUCAUCAGCAGCAUUCCCUUGUUGAUCAAUCUCCUUAUCUUAAGUCCUUCAUAAUCAUCCUCAUCCGCUUGACUUCGUCCUCCGAUUCAUGCAUCCUCAUCUCAUCCUCCCUCCUCCUCCUCACAUUCACAAUCCGCUUCAUUCAGCUGUUAUUCACCAUCUUCAUUCUCAUUCCUCCUCCUUCUCUACAACUUCCUGAUCCUCCUCGCUCCUCAUCAUCCUCGUAAUCCUCUUCAUUUCCAUCAUCCGACAGUCGUCUCCAUCGUCAACUCUGUCUUCAUAUGAAUCCUUCCAAUCUCCCUCCUCUGCCUUGUCAUUAGCGUCGUCAUUUCGCCCUCCUACACUUUUAUCUUUAUCCGAGUCACAUUCAUCAUCCUCGCAACCCCUCUCCUCUUCCUCCUCCAACCGAACCAGUCUGUUCUUCUUCGCGGAGCAAAGAUCUCGACCUCGCCAAGUCCCGAGUUGGGAAGUCCGCGAACCCUUUUCAGGGACACUAGGACCCCUCUGCAGAAACUCAGGUGCCCUCUGUAGGGGCCCAGGUGCCCUCUGUAGAGGCCCGUUGCUCCUCGGCAAGGACCCAGGAACUAUCUCUAAGAAACCAGAACCCCACUGCAGGGCCCCAGGAACUAUCUCCAGGGUUCCAGGACCCCUCUGCAGGUACCCAGGACCCCUCUGCAGGAACAAGGUUCCUUCUGCAGGGGCCCAGGACCCCGAAGACCAUGCGUCCCCGCGGCGAGAGCCACUCCUCCUCGCCCGCGGCCCCCAUGCGGCGGGAACCUCUCAUCCCGGCGCGGCUCCACUGAGGGAGACGAAGCGGGCAGCGGAGAGGGGCCCUGGUCUGGAGAGGCGUUGGGCAUGGGCAGGCGGGGCAUGGCCGUGCUGCCCCGGGGCAGCCUCGCCUGCCCUCUCAAGAAGCUGCGGAAGCGCGCACGGGCACUGCUGCUGCUCCUGCUGCUGCUGCUCGCAGCUGCGGGAGCGAUAGCCACGUGGGCUGCGGCGUGCGCCGAGGAGACGAGAGGAGAAGCAGGAGGAGAGGAGGAGGAGGGCGCGAGAGGGGUCGGGAGGUCAGACAGCGUGCGGGGCAGAGUACGAGACGAGACGAGAAGCGGCGGUCCAGUCUCUCACCUCUCAUCCCCAGACCGGCGGUCCGUGCCUCCACCGGGGCCCCACAACAGGGUGGACUUGGCCGCGAUGCUCGCGUCCCGAGGCCCCGCGCCGCGCCGCCAGGAGGAGGAGGGGGAGGGGGGCCACCCCGCAAACAGCAGAGAACCCGCGCCCUGGUCCCCUGACUUGUUGGGUGGCGCCAACAUGCACGUGUACGAGGACUGGUGCGGCGCUUCUGUGGCUCAACUGCGCAAGAAUCUCCACUUCCCUCUCUACCCGCACUCUCGUAGCGUGAUCAGCAAGCUGGCCGUGUCUCCCCGCUGGGUCAACUACGGCCUCAGAAUCUUCGGCUACGUCGUCCCCACCGCCACAGGCCUCUACCAGUUCGCCGUCACGUCGGAUGACAACAGCGAGCUCUGGCUCAGCCGGGACGCGGCGCCGGCCAACGCCACUCUCGUCGCCUCCGUGGGUCCGACCGGCCGCGAGUGGACAGCGCCGGGAGAAUUCCGAAAAUUUAGCUCGCAGAUCUCCAGACCAACCCGGCUGGUGUCGUCACAACGCUACUUCUUCGAGCUCCUCCACAAACAGGACGACAAGGGGACUGACCACGUCAUGGUGGCCUGGAGUCGCCUCGGCGCUCGCAGGCGGUUCCGCACCGUGGACUCGCGCCACCUGUCCCUCUACGCAGACGAGAGGGGCCUGCACAUGGACGAGACGGGUCACGUGCCCCUGACCCCGGGGGGGUUAGGGGGGCCCCCACCCCGGGGGGGGACGAGCCCCUCCCCCAAACACCCGGCCGCCAUGCUGGCGUACAGCCCCCAGGACACCUUCUUCACGGUGCCCCUGCUGGAUGAGCGCUGGCUGGCUGGCGGGCUGCCUGGCUGUGCCUACAAGCCGACCUACACCAUUCGGGGCCACCCGCUCCUGCGCUACCAGGGCCUCCAGUUCGUGUACCUCUCCUACGUCUACCCCAACGACUUCACGCGCCUCGCGCACAUGGAGAGCGAGAACGCGUGCGUCUACGAGCAGCGCGCCCUGGGUGGGGGGGCGGCCGGGGGGGGCCCCCAUGGGGUGGACUUUAGCCGCUACAUGAAGGUGGACGCUGCCGAGGCCGGAGGGCAGGAGAACGCAUCCACUCAAAUGCCACGACCCCCAGACGCGGAGAGACGAGCGGUCACGGGGAGGGUCACGGGGAGGGUCACGGAGGGGGUCACGGGGAGGGUCACGGGGAGGACGACAGCGGUGGCGGGGGGCGAUCGUGGCUGCGACGGCCCCGCAAGUUGGGACCGCUCCGCGCGGGCCGCACAGACGGGUAGCCGAGCCCAGGAGGCACCCACGGCCGGCGCGAGGCCCUCAGAGUCGCGGCCUCCACGUGGCUGCGGGGCGCAAGGGCCGCGGGCCUCCGUCUCUCCGGGGGCGCCCGGGACGAACGGCGGCGUUGGCGGCGUCCGGCGCGACGAGGAGUCGGCGUCUGCCGGCGGAGCGACGCGGCGACCUCGCCGCGACUCGAACCCCGACCCCGAGGCGGGGGACACUCGCGGCUGGCUCCGGCGGUCCGGCCGCGACUCCCGCGAGAGCCGCUCCCUCCUCGUCCUCGAGGGCUUCGGCCCCGAGCCAAACAUCUCGGCGCGUCGGGGCGACCUCGACCGAACCGGGACACGAACCGGGACUUCGCUCCUCCUCGACGGCGGUGGCGGCGGCCUCCGGGCGGGGGGAGGGGCCGCGCGCUCCCUGAUCGAACCCCCGCCGCCCUCCCGCGCCCCGGCGGUGACGGCUGCCGCGAGCCGGGGCCCGGGUCCGGGACGCGGGGGGCCCGGGCCCUCGUCCGCGGGGCCCUCCGAGAGGCCGGGCCGCGGGGAGGCGGCGCUGGACUGGGGCCGCACGUUCGCCGCGCGGGGCCGCGUGGACGUGGAGCGCGCGAGGUCGGACCGCAUCGACCUGCGGUGCAACGUGGCCGGCAACGCGCUGGCGCCGGCGCGCGAGGCGCUGGCGGUGGCGCGCAGAUUCGUGCAGCUGCUCAACGCCCGCGGAGGCCAGCGCGCGCUGCGUCUGCGCCGGGCCGUGGCCGUGGAGAAGCGGCGCGACGGCGCCAGGGGCGGCCGCUACCUCCUGGAGCUGGAGGUGGAGGUCAAGGUCGGGGUCGGGGUCGAGGCCGGCUCCAGCGAGGCCCCCGUGGCGCGCCUCUCGCAGUACGUGUACGCCACGUGGGCCCAAGGUCCCCUCCGCCGUCGCGGCAGAGGCGGUCACGUCGACGGCGAGGAUGACGAGGACGACGACGAGGAGGACGAUGAGGAGGAGGACUACCGCGCCGACGGGCGACUCGGCGGCGGCGCGGAGGUUUACGAAGGCGCCGCCCGCGAUGACGACGACGAUGACGCCGCCAACGACGGCGGAUACGACGAGGAGGACGAGGACGGCGUGGACACGAGCAGCGACGUGGUGCUGCCCGUGCCGGCCUCCAGGGCGAGGGCCUUCCACCUGUGCAGGCCCCAGGGCUUCUCGUGGAGGCCCAACGUGAUGGUCCACUUCAUUGUGCCAGUGAAGAACCAGGCCCGCUGGGUGCGCCAGAUCAUCUGGGACCUCGAGCAACUGUCCAGGGUGACCGGUGAUCGGCGCUUCUCGCUGGUCAUCGCCGACUACGACAGCAGCGACAUGGACAUCGAGAAAGCCCUGAGAGCGAGCUCCCUGCCCAGUCAUCAGUACGUGAGGCUACAAGGGAACUUCGAGCGGUCGGCCGCUCUGCAGGCCGGGGCCGACCUCGUCAAGGAUGCCCACAGCGUGGUGUUCCUGUGCGACCUCCACCUGCACUUCCCGUGGGGAGUGGUGGACGCAGUGAGGAGGCACUGCGUGGAGGGCCGCAUGACCUUCGCCCCCAUGCUCAUGCGGCUCAGCUGCGGCAGCCUUCCCACGGAGCCCGACGGCUACUGGGAGGUGAACGGCUUUGGCCUUCUCGGGAUCUACAAGUCGGACUUUGACCGCGUCGGGGGGAUGAACACCCAGGAGUUCCGGGACCGCUGGGGCGGGGAGGACUGGGAGCUGCUGGACCGGGUGCUGUCCGCCGGCCUGGAGGUGGAGCGCCUGCGAUUGCGCAACUUCUACCACCACCACCACUCGCACCGCGGCAUGUGGCACCGCAACGGGGCCGCUCCGCACGGCCGCCACGGGGGCUGACGGCCGCGCAGGUCGCGACGUCGCGAUCGCCAAAUCCGGGCUCGUCGCAGUGGGGCG